Notolabrus celidotus (New Zealand spotty) is the source of this 1264-nucleotide messenger RNA. Its product is annotated as olfactory receptor 1078-like. Bases 1 to 948 code for a protein of 315 amino acids. The record is from RefSeq and is a predicted model, not a curated record. Gene Ontology annotation, cellular component: membrane. The transcript has a single exon. Gene Ontology annotation, molecular function: olfactory receptor activity; G protein-coupled receptor activity. Gene Ontology annotation, biological process: G protein-coupled receptor signaling pathway. NCBI's taxonomy places the organism in Eukaryota, Metazoa, Chordata, Actinopteri, Labriformes, Labridae.
AUGAGCAAUUUUACACAUUUUUCUCAUUUCAGGCUCGGUGGCUUUUCUGAAACCAGGGUUUUAAAACCCUUGUUUUUCAUGAUUGUAAUGUUUAUCUACAUGUUAAUUCUGUGUGCCAACCUGUUGCUCAUUGUUGUUAUCUGUAAGAACAGGAGCUUACAUGAACCUAUGUAUAUAUUUCCAUGCAGUCUGUUUGUUAAUGAGCUGUUUGGUAGUACAUGGUUCUUCCCUCUCCUCUUGGUUCAGAUUCUCUCUGACAGUCACACUGUUUCUGUUCCUUUGUGUUUCCUGCAGAUCUUCUGUGUGUACUCAUAUGUAAAUGUAGAGCUUUUUAUUUUAGCCGUCAUUUCUUAUGACAGAUAUCUUGCCAUCUGUUAUCCUCUGCAAUAUAACUCUCUUAUGACAUUUAAAAAGGUUGCUGUGCUUAUUGCAGUGUCAUGGUUAACAUCUUUUCUUAAUGUUGUUUUCACAGUGUCUUUGAGUUCUACUCUGCAGCUGUGUGGGAACAUUAUUGACAAUGUUUACUGUAAUAACUACUCCAUAGUUAAACUGGCCUGCUCUGACACCACAGUAAAUAACAUUUACGGCAUAGUUAAGCUUGUAAUCACAGUAUUUGUUCCUCUGAUUUGGAUCUUUUAUACUUACAUGAGGAUUCUUAAAGUGUGUUUCUCUGGUUCCAAACAGACCAGACAGAAAGCUGUCAGUACUUGCACACCUCACCUGGCCUCUCUGCUCAACUUUGCUUUUGGAAUUUGCUUUGUGGUUAUUCAGAGCAGGUUUAAUGUGAGCAGUGCACAAACUCUGCUGCCUAUAAUUUUCUCCUCAUACCUUAUUACAUGUCAGCCGAUCCUAAACCCGGUCAUGUACGGCCUGAAAAUGUCCAAAAUAUUCAAUAUAUGUAAAAGCCUGUUUUGUUCUAAAGCUCUGAUUAUCCAACUCAAUCGUUGAGAUCAAAUAUUUAUGAAUACCUUUUAAUGAGUCCAGUUUUCUUGAUGUCUAAGGGUCACUGUACUGUCAUACAAGAAAUCAAACAUGCACUUGAUAACAGCACAAACAGCUGAGCUGGUUUCUGAAGAGCAAAUGUAAACACUUGUUGAAUCCUAGUGUGUCUCAUUUAGAUGAACUGUGUAUGUGUUUAAUGUGUUGACAGUUCCAUUUGCCCUGAGCCAACAGCUCUGAUUUCAACACAGUAAGGUUUUGGUAAAGUGUUCUGCAUGUCUAAAUGCUAUUUGAAGCUGUAUAAAUAAAGUGGAUGGAUGCACAA